UCAACUUGGUUAAAUAUAACUUGGUAAGCGUCGCCGUUUUGAUCCAAAUAUGGAGUAAUCUCAAGUUUCUGAGCGUCGCGACGGUAACGUCUAAGUUGGGGUCAGCGUAGUGGCGUCGGCGUCGUGGGCAGUUGUCAGUUACCAUGGCCAGUCCAAGGAUCUAGUGGUCAAGUGGUUUAUUGCUCUGUGUGAAAAACAUAUUUAUAUUUUUGUAAAAAAGUUGAGUGUUGUGAAAGUGGUUUGGACAUAAGUAAACUCGAUGCAAGGGACGAGUGUAGUCAAUAGGACCAUUCCUGACCCAGAGGAUAACAAACCCAUCAGGGGCAGAAGAAAGUCCCGAUGGAAGCUGAAGUUCCACCACCAAGCGUUGCCGGCGGAGUACUUGGACCACUACACAGCCUCUCUCAACGCAGCGGCCGCCACAGCUGUGUCCAGCCCCGCAGUGACUCCGCCAGCCACAGCCCCGCCAGCCACAGUGAGGUACAACGACCUGCCGUACAUGGGGGAGAUGACAUUGGACAACGCAAGACCACGCCGAGGCCGUAAACCCAAGAAAGCCGACAUCUGUCACCUAAUCUACAAAAACUACGGAACAACUGUUGUGGACGAACCUUUGAACCUGUGUGUCCGUGACUUGAAAGCUAAAUCAGCUAGUGAAGUGUCAAUGUGCAAGUUCAAGUUUACAGGUGGUGCCACACCUUCUUUGGAGGAGAAGAAAAUGCUGUCUAUGGAUCCUAGUGGUAACUUCCGCUACUACGGGGGAGGUGAACCGCAAAGAAGAAAAAGCAGGAAAUCCCUCGCCAGGGAAAAGCUCGAAAAGACUUUUAGAGAAAAAGGAUUUUUAAUACAGACUCAGCAGCUGGAGUCUGCUCAGGGAGCCACGUACUGCAAGUUCAGACAGUUACGGAAAUUCACACGUUACUUGUUCAGGAGCUGGAAACAUCAUCUGCCUGGAGAUGUUAUUUCUGAGCCUGUUACGGAAACUUCGCUGGCUAGAUAAUGUGAUAAGACUUCAUGCAGGAUAGGAUAGAGUAUUGUUCAAAAGUUUUUUUGUUAUUUACAAAGUUUUUAAAUUCUGAUUCUCGGGUAAGGAAGACUAAUUUUUGAUAUAAGAAAUGGUUUGUUCUUAAUUUAAUUUUAUUAACUUAAGUGUCACUUAAAUUAUAACCUUAGAGUGAGUUAAAAUGGCACUAAAUAUAGACUGAUUAUUGGCCUUGAAUAAGAGGAAUUUUUUGUAACGUAGUCUUAUAAAAUUUAUAAUAAUGGCACACUCUUAUUUAUACAAAAGUUAAAUUUCGUUUGGAAUAGUUUUGUGCUUGAUUCACUACCCAUAACAACUUAUAGAUUUGAAAUUAAUUAGAUUACUAAUUCUUAACAAAAAGUUAAAUUUUAACUAUUCAAACGAUUAUUUUAAUUGACCUAUUCUCUAAAAAUGUUAACACAAUUAGAACAGUUUUUCACUAUUCUUUCAUAAACAAUCUUUAUUUUAACAAAUUCAUUAGGUUUUUACGAAUUAACUAGAUAUCUACGCCUUAAUCAUUGACUGAAUACAGUCAGAUAAUUGCUAAAAAACUGUAAUGUUAAAAGGCCAACGUUAAGGCUAUGCUGCGGCUUUAGUCAAAACCUAUUGAUAUGAAAUUUGAAAAUGUGAACAGUGGAAGGAUCUGGUCAGUGGUGGUUCUAGGACAUUGUCAAGGGGGGGAUUGCACCUUGGCUACCAGGUGGUUUAGGGGUUCCCAAGAAAGGAGGGGGGAUCAUGUCCUCCUUCUAGAAUAUUUGGUAUUUUUAAAACUGUUUAUUGACUUUCUAAAGCUAUUUUAAGGUCUAGAACUGUGCUUUAAAACCUCCCUUACGUUUUCCAGAUGAGAUCUAUGUAUUUUUUUAAAUUUAACAACUGCUUUACUUGCUUUAGCCCCUGUAGCCCCCCCAACCCUUUUGAACCACCGCUGAAUCUGGUAGAUGUUGUUAAGAUUAUUCUUUGUAAGUUGAACCUCAAAUUAAACAUUUUUAACAACUAGAACUCUUACUGAGUGUGCGUCCAACAAAAACAUAAUUUUAAAUAUUUGUGUUCAUGGGAUGUGGAAAAUCAUUGUAACGAUAGGCAUAAUUUAUGAAACUAAAUAAUCCUUGGAGUUCAAUGGGUUAAGGUAUUGUUGUGAUUGGUCCCCAGACCAUCUUUAUUACAAACUUAAUCAAUCUAGUCCGAUUUGCGAGGUGUGAUACGGUUGUAUUUGUGAUCAGAGUGUUUAUUAAUUUAGCUGCUAAGACUUAUGAGAUUAUAUAGUGUUUAAGAUUUGUAUAAGAUUUUAUAUAAGACUUUAUCGUUGUCAACUGUUGUAAUAUAUGUAAAUAUUGUUUGCUUUGUUAUCACGGUAAAAUAUUUUACUAAAAUAAAACAUUGGUUUUGUAA
This is a messenger RNA of Macrosteles quadrilineatus (aster leafhopper), 2410 nucleotides long. RefSeq lists its product as uncharacterized. The transcript has 3 exons. The coding region runs from base 260 to 1000 and encodes 246 amino acids. Lineage: Eukaryota; Metazoa; Arthropoda; Insecta; Hemiptera; Cicadellidae. The record is from RefSeq and is a predicted model, not a curated record.